AUGGUUGCCCCGACUGGGACCACGGCCCAUCGAGUGGACCCGGGUUCAUGCCCUCAUUUGCCCAACACCAGCUGGGAUCGAGAUGAAGAUCUUUCCUGCAUCGCCACCACCUUCCACUAUUUAAACACCUCAGGCUGGUACUGGGGUUCCAUCUCGGCGAGCCAAGCUCGGGACAAACUCCUGGCAAAGUCUGAAGGCACGUUCCUGGUGCGGGACAGCAGUCACCCUCAGUAUAUGGUGGCGUUGUCAGUGAUGACCCAGUGCGGACCGACCAGUGUCCGAAUACAGUAUAGGAGAGGCUCUUUCUGGCUGGACUCGCUCAGUCCUGAGCUGCCUCAGCUGCAGUCUUUCCCUGACGUCAUCAGUCUCGUCCAGUGGUACACUACAACGGGACAAGCGCCGCAAGGACCGGCGGCGUCCAUUGAGGAUAAUCACCUCUCCCACAAAAGGCCCGACCAUGUCCUAGUCCCCUCUGUGAAGGACAACGGCGUGAUCCUGAAGCUGCUGCAUCCCCUACACAGGCCAGAGACCUUUCCACGUUUGCAGCACCUAGCACGCCUCGCUAUCAACAGAAACACAAACUGCCCUGACCAACUUCCCCUGCCGAAGUCUCUCCUGAACUACUUGCACGAUUACCCUUUCCAUAUCUGA
This is a messenger RNA of Nerophis lumbriciformis (worm pipefish), 651 nucleotides long. The record is from RefSeq and is a predicted model, not a curated record. Lineage: Eukaryota; Metazoa; Chordata; Actinopteri; Syngnathiformes; Syngnathidae.